Messenger RNA from Helobdella robusta, 1140 nucleotides. RefSeq lists its product as hypothetical. Lineage: Eukaryota; Metazoa; Annelida; Clitellata; Rhynchobdellida; Glossiphoniidae. The coding region runs from base 1 to 1140 and encodes 379 amino acids. The record is from RefSeq and is a predicted model, not a curated record. The transcript has 10 exons.
AUGUCCAAAAAUUUAAAAAGAUCAGACAGCACCUCAAGCAUUAGCAAACAUCAAAGAAUUAAACCAAAGUUUUCAAACCAGCAGAAAUAUGAUGUUGAAAAAACUUUUAUCGGAAAAGAUGAUGUCAUCCCAUUAAACGAUAGUCGUUUAAUAAGAAAACUGCAGAAUGAAAACAAAAGCAUUCAGCCAAAAGUUUUUGACCAAGAAGGCCACGAUGUGACCCCUAAGCCCUUGACCUUAACCAUCAAAAAAAAAUUGAAUGGAUUACAGGAAACUAAUGAAAUUGCAGUUGCCGAGAAUGUUGAAGACAUAAAGCAUGUAUCUAAUAUGGAAAAAAGUUUGGACAGAUCUUUUGUAUCGGUCACAUCUACUACAUCUUCGAAUGAUUUACAAAAAUCGUAUUUUAACAACGCAAAGCGAACCUCGCACCCAUUUUCAAGAACAAUAUUUGGAAGUAUUGUGGUAGCAGCCGGCCAAAGGGAUCAAACUCUGGAAUCUUUUGAAACUUUUCAUAAUUUUCAAACUUCAAAAAAAGAUGAAAAGUUCAAAGGAAACUUGAUGUGGAAAAAAGGAAACAUUGAUGAUGAAAUUGAAGUACACCUUUCAGAAAGUGACAAUGUGUCUUUGCUCGAGUUGCCAUCUAUCACGGUUCCACCAUACGAUAGCGAAGAAAUGGAGAGAGUGACGCAACAGAAUGAAAGAUACGCUGAGCUAUCAUUAUCACGAGACAACAGUGACAAAUACGUGAGUCGAAGCAUGAACACAUUCAACAAUGGGUUGAAAGCAAAGUUCACGCAAACGGCCCUUCAACAUUCUUCUAACAAAGAGACUUAUGUUUCAAAAUGGGAUCUGUACGACACCUACGAAACAAAUGGCAGUACAAUUGAGGAUAGUUUUAAUGUUGAUAAAAAUGGCGAAAUAAAAUUUUUGAACGAAAAAGAUGAUACAAGUAUACAUUUUCUUCAAAAUGAUGCUCCACUGGAUUUCAAUGAAAUUCUUAACAAAGCUGCAUUCAAAUAUUCCCUCCUCGUGCUUGAAAGGGCCAUGCAGAUGAACACCAGCCAGAACAAACAAGCCGCGUACCUGAUGCUUCCAGGAAGUCAUUUCACGGACGAAGGUGCGUUCAUUGGGGUUUUCUGA